Molecule: messenger RNA, 21114 nt
Organism: Mercenaria mercenaria
Lineage: Eukaryota; Metazoa; Mollusca; Bivalvia; Venerida; Veneridae
Product: sacsin-like
Exons: 9
Coding region: 203-13549 (4448 amino acids)
Molecular function (GO): Hsp70 protein binding
Source: RefSeq, a predicted model, not a curated record
AGUUUGGGGAUUGGCCAGCUUGUACUUUCGAUAUCACAUUUUCAGAAAAUUAUAUUGUUUGUUGAUGUCGUUAAGGGAUAGGCUGAUAGGUCAUUUGAUCAUUUCACUUCAACAAACUUCAUAUAUGGAUAUGGAUGUUUUGAGUAGAAAAAGUUAACAGAAAGAAAGAAAGGUUUACAUCAAUGUUUAACUGAAGGAUAAUAUGAGUGAUUCAAGUUCCGAAUCCGAUGAAGAACGAUUCUCUGGAAUUAAACAACCAACCUUACUACAACAGAUCAAAACCAUUCUAGAUGAAUACCGGAAUGAUGUCCAGAUUAUCAAGGAACUCGUGCAAAAUGCGGACGAUGCCGAGGCUACAAAGAUGGGCAUACUGUAUGAAGGUAAUACGUCAGUGGAAAGUGGUCUAGCAAAUCUCAAGUAUGGGAAGUUUUUAAAGACACCAGCUUUGAUAUUUUACAAUGAUGCUGAGUUCAGUGACGCAGAUUGGGAUGGAAUUACAGCCAUAUAUAGCAGCGUGAAGAAAGAUGAUCCUUUAAAGAUAGGUCGCUUUGGUCUUGGAUUCAAGUCUGUCUUUCACAUGACAGAUAAUCCAUGUAUAGUUAGCGGAGAAAAUGCUUUAUUUAUCGAUCCUCAUGAACGACAGUCUGAUAAAGUAUGUGCCAUGAUGAAAAUCGGGAGCUGGAAAAGAUCGAAAUACCAUGGUUACUUGAACAUUUUGAAGGGAACCUUUGGAUUUUCAGAAGAUACAGUAAAGACAGGAAAAUAUCGGGGGACGAUGUUUUGGUUUUCUUUGAGACAAACACCUUCUAAGCUUUCAGAUGACAUCUAUAGAGAAACAGAGGUGCUGCAUCUUUUACAAGCAUUUAUGAAGGAAUCUAGCAGAAGCCUUUUAUUCCUCAAAACAUUAUGCAGUGUAAAGAUGUUUGUCAGUCUUUCUGAGACAGAAGGUGUACCUCCGUCGAAACGUAGAAAGCUAGAAGAAAAUGAUUAUACUCAAGCGACAACUGCUCUUGAAAGUAUGAACUUUGGUAAAGACACAGCAUGCUACUCUGUGGAAGUUAAAAGCAUUAAUGAAGACUUGGUUAAGCAAAAACUUGAAUGUCUAGACAAGUUAAAAAAGACUGGCCAUACUGUCCCAAAAGAUUCAAUACACUGGACAUUCGAUGUCUACGUAAACACAGAAAGAAAGAGUAAAACUGGAGAUGUCAAAGAAGCGAGAUCCCGAUGGUUGAUAGUAAACUACCUGAAAGGCGGAGAGAUCGAUGAGAGAACGAAAGAGCUUAUGGAGGAUAAAGAUUUACGUUACCUUCACCUGGUGGGACUGGCAGCCCCUAUCAGCGAGGAGUGUACCUACAAAAAUGAUGCGGGUCAUAUAUUUUGUUAUCAGCCGCUUCCAGAGGACAGCUCAUCUCUGACAAACUUGCCAGUGCAUUUGAAUGCAUUCUUUGCCUUAAGUCAAAACAGAAGACAGAUAAGAUGGCCUGACAAAAAUGACAUUUUGAAUGCACAGGGGGAUAAGAAGAUUGAAUGGAAUCUCGCGCUGGCAUCUGAGAUGUUUCCUGAAGCUUACAAUGAAUUACUUACAGAAUUGGUUGAAGUAAGCAAGCGAGGCAAAAAUGCAGAACAUCUGGUGAAAGCCGUAUAUAAUUCCGUCCCAAACCUUAAAGAUGUUGAUCCUCAGUGGAAGGACGCAGCUGAAAGAUAUAUCCUCUUAUGCAAAGAUCAGGCUAUACUAUUUACACAUAAAGAUGGUGGUAGUUGGGUUAGUUCACAGAUUGCAGUGCUUGCAGAUUUCAAAAGAUUUCCAACUAUUGGGACAGGCUGUCAACGAACUGUCAUCGACCUUUUACUGGAGGACAAUGUCCAUGUCGUUACAGCCCCAAAACAUGUUUUAACGUCACUCGAGUCAAAAUUUCCAGAUCUUACGUAUGUUACACCGAAUUUCGCCAGAAAUCACAUGAAAAGAUGCACGUCCUACAAAAGUUUAACAUUGGAGCAGAAACAAGAUCUUCUUCAGUUUCUCUCGCUGGAAUUAUUGGAUCGGUCGUUGGAUGAUUUGGAACUUCUCCGUCUUGCGGAUAAUUCGUUUGUGUCGUUUUCCGUGCAAGACCAAAUAUACUUUGAGGAGCAAGACAUAAUUGACCUAUUUCCUGGCAGAGAAAAAGAGUUUGUGUCAGCAGACGUCCGACCGGAAAUAAAAGCGCUAUUAUCAACACUUGCGAAGAAAGGGGAAUACUGUAUUCAAAGAAUGACCGAUGAUGCAAUGGUCAGGUUGCUGCAGGAUGCACUGAAGACAGAUAUAGCAAUAGUUAAACCCAUCGGAAAGAAAACAAAACUGAUGCCUUGGGUAAAAAGAAUUUGGAAUAUGAUACAAACUCGCUUCAAAUCUUCCUUGCGUAAGUUCAUUGGAAUUCCAAUAUUUCCUGUAGUCAUAGAUUAUGAUUUUGCUGAAAAACAAAGAUUUUGUCUGUUGCCGUUACAGUCAAAUGUUUUGUAUGUUCCAUCACUGAGACAGUUUGAGGACAAAGAUAGCAUUUUCAAAUCAAUGGAGAACCUCGCUGUAACUGUAACAGAUAGUAUCUCUGAUUGUGUGGAUUAUAACUUGGUGCAAAGUUACUUGCCAGAGGACACAAGUGAAGGUUUGGUUUCCCUUUUUGCACAAAUAAAUGACAAACAGAUUGAGAAGUUCAAUAGAAAGUCAUCGAGUACAGAAGCAGCAGCACUACUGAAAUUCGUGUCAGAGAGAAUACAUUCAGACGUAUCCAAUAGUAAAAUGAUAUUCCAAAAGCUAAAAUUGUUCAGAGGCUACACCGCAAAAGAAUCAUGGAAGCAUGUGGCUCUGACUGAAUGCAACAAAUUGUAUGAAGGGAAGCAGAUUCCUGUCAAAUUUCCAGAAGUAGUGUUACGAAUGGAAUCAGAUACGGAGGUUUCCUUUGCAAGACGCCUUGACAUAGAAACAGUUUCGGAAACUAUGGUCGUCCAGAAAAUGCUUGAAAAUAUCGAUAUCUAUGGAAUAACGGAAAAACAGACUUUGAUGCGCUGGAUAAUUAAUGAUGAAACUAUUUUCGGCCAGAAUAUGGUACAGACAUACAUGAAGAAGAUUAGAUUUCUAAAUGCUUCGGACGGAAAUGUUUAUAUCCCAUGGGAAUUAUUUGACCCUUCAGACGACCAGCUGAUAUAUUUAUUUAAAAAUCAGCCCGUUUUUCCUAUGGGUGAUUACAUAACCGACCACCGAUACAUGGCAGGCCUAAGAACUCUUGGACUAAAGACAAGAAACCACUUGACAAGUCAAGAUAUAGAAAAGGUAUGUUCCGAAAUCCAAGACAAAGUUCUCGAAGAAAUCGACAUCGACCGAAGACAGUGUAAUGCACUCCUCUUAGUAAUGAAUGAGAAAAGUAAUUUGGUGACGGAUAACCUAUUACACAAACGGUGUAUUAUCGUAAAUCAAAUUACGGAUGAAAAUUAUCCUGCUUGUGUACCUCUUAAAAACGGCAAUACAUCGUCGGCAUCAAUUCUUUGUUGUCCGUCAGAUAUCAAGUCGUUAAAAUAUCUGUACUUAGUUGGAUCAGUUAUAUACAUGUUAAACUGUGAAGAAGCCUUACCUGAUCUGUCACUAAAAUUUGGAUGGCAAACUCAACCAGCUGUAGAUCAAGUCUUGGAACAUCUGUUCAAUGUUGUACAAGGAUUUGAUAUCAACUUCAAAUCUACAUGCCUCUCUAUGAUUGUGAAAAUAUAUAAAUGGCUGUCGGAGCAGUGUGAGUGCGGUACAGAGAAGCUAAAGGAAUUGAUGAAAAGUAAGUUUUCUUCUACCAAAGAAAGGUAUGUUUGGGUUGGAGAUGGAUUUCAAUCUCCCAAUCAUAUUUACGUAAAAGAAACUGAAACCGAUAUAGAUGAUAUGAGACCACUUUUGCACAAACUUCCCGCAGAACUCUCGAGCCUUCAAAACUUCUUUGUUGAAAUAGGCUGCCGAAAAUCGCUUGAUUUUGACAUGUACUUGGACACUCUAUACAGAAUAAAGGAGGAAAGUGAAACCGAACCAGUGCGGAUCCCGCAUGUAAAACUCAGAAAACUAGCUAUUGCUAUUUUGAAUAAGAUACACGAAGAUUUUACAGUUCAAUUACGCGACAGUAAGAAAGAACUGUUCUUUCCAGUUGUCCACGAAGAAAACGAAAACUUAAUGAUGAAAACAACAAAACAAUGCACUUUCUGUGACGCACAGUGGCUGAAGGAUAUGAACAUCGCAAUGGAUGACGAUAUAUUUUAUGUUCAUCCAGAGGUUCCAUCAACAACUGCAGAAUCUCUCGGAGUCCCGUCAUUGCGACAACAGAUGUUGUCAAACACUGAGGCAUUUGAGGAAUGGGGACAGGAGGAGCCGUUAACACGACGGUUAAGAAACUUGCUGGACGACGGAGGAUAUGCCGAGGGAUCUGUUGUUAAAGAAUUAUUUCAGAAUGCUGAUGAUGCAAAAGCUAGUGUGCUUUACAUUUUAUAUGAUGAGCGGGAGAACAAUGAAGCAAAAUCACAGCUUAUCAGUGACGGUAUGGCAGAAUGUCAGGGUCCGGCUCUAUGGGUGUACAAUGAUGCAAAAUUUACUGAAGAAGAUUUCAAAAACAUCACGAAGUUGAGCGGAGGAACGAAAGAAAAUGAUUCAACUAAGAUUGGAAAAUUUGGAUUGGGGUUUUGUUCUGUCUAUAAUGUAACUGAUGUGCCCAGUUUUGUGUCCGGUGAUAACGUUGUUAUCUUUGAUCCUCACACAACAUUCUUGGGCAAGGCCUUACCUGGUAACAGUCCUGGUUUAAGAAUUAAUUUUCAUGUUAUGAAAAAUCGUAACAUGAUGAAAAAGUUAAAGAACCAGUUCAAGCCAUAUGAUAGAAUAUUUGAUUGUAAAUUGACAGACGGUGUGGCCCCAAGUAUAAACGGCACAUUGUUCCGUUUACCUCUCAGAAACAAAGCAAGUGAGAUAGCCGAUAUAGCUUACACGCCAUCUAAAGUGAAAGGCUUACUUGAGAAGUCCAUGUCGAUGGCAGCAAACAUGCUUCUUUUCAGUCAAAAUGUAACAGUUGUGAAAUUAUUCCACCUUCAUAAAUGUGAAAAGGAUCCAUUAAAACGCGAGAUUCUUUAUGAAGCGCACAAGGAAGCAAAAAAGAUGCAUUCAGAUUCGAAUUUCAUUUACACUGGUCCAGUUGUAGCAGAAGCUUCCACAAGAAAGAACAAAAAGGCAUUGUCCGAAAAUCCACUUUCCUUAGUUGAGAAAGUCAGCAUUAAAGUUGUACUAUAUACGGGCCCCACAUUUGACAUUCAGCAUAGUUAUAACAUGGACAAAACUGAAACUGUGAGCGACUGGUUGGUGUGUUGGACAACGGGUUCAUCUGAAAAGAUGAUAAAAUUAAUUUAUGAGAAAAAGGGUGCAAUUAACCUUGGAGCAGUAGCAGUGCCAGUCAAAUUCAGCCGAGGUCCGUCCGAAGAAACAGGAGACUUAGAAAUAUGUACUUUGGCUGACCUGCCAAAAGGAUUUUACCAAAAGGGACAUUUAUUUUUCUUCCUUCCUUUACCCAUAGAACACAAGUUUGAAUUCCAUGUAAACGGUCAGUUUGCAGUAACUACAAGCAGACAGCAACUACAAAUAUCCACUGAAGAUAACACAAAUCAGGAAACAAAAGAAUGGAACGAAAGCCUGCUUAUCGAUCCGGUUACUCGGGCACUUUUGUAUUUAUUAGAAAGCCUUAGAUCUCUAGGAAAAUUAAAAAACUACAGCUAUGACCAACUUUGGCCUAGAAACGAAAUUGAUCCUACACUGAAAUGCUUACAACAUUCAUUUUAUCAGAACGUUGCUAGACCUGAUAUCUAUAAAAUAUUUGAAAAAGAUGGAAACUGGUUUGAUAUUUCAAGAUGCGUAUUUAUUGACUUAAAUUUCCGACAGUCUUGUGUCGGUGAUAUAGCUUUCGAGUUUUUGUCAUUACUUACAAAGUGCGUCAUAGAAGUGAAGGAUGAUAUAUACAGUUCACUGCUAGGAGCUCAUAUGGAACUUAUUCAAGAAAGAACGGUUACAGAAGAGCAGUUUUUCCUGAGACAUUUUUUUCCCAACUUGGACAGAUUUCAAGGAGAACUUGAAAUUAUUAGGAAAAGAAAUUUACUUUUAUGCUAUGCCAUCAAAUGUAGCUUAAAAUACAGUUCAAUAACAAACUGGCUUAGAUCAAAUAGAUGUAUACCUUCUGUACCAGAUGGUCUUCUGCGAUGUCCGAUGGAGCUGAUAGACCCUGAUUCUAAAUUAUCAGUACUCUUUUGCCCCUCUGACGGUCGUUUUCCGCGUGCUGAGUUUACUGAGACUAGCAUUUUAGAGCCAUUGAGAAAUAUAGGUUUGAUAAGCGAUUUUCUUUCAGAUAGCCUCGUUGAUGACAGGGCACGAUCCAUCCAAACUUUGCAGGGCAAGUGCUCUACUUGUGCUACAGAAAGAGCUGGUCACUUAUUAGCUUAUCUUUGUGAAAGUAGCUUGAAGCAUAAAGCAGCUUUCUCAAAACUUCAGGAGAUUCCAUUUAUUCCUGUAAAGUGUAAACCGCCUGACUGGCAAUUCCAGUGGUAUGCUGACAAUCCGUACGACGGUGAAAAAAAUAUAGCCUGUGACGGACAACAUUCGUUCUAUGAAUUCAGAGUUGAAAAGUUUACAAGUAUUUUGAACAUUUUUCAUAGCAGCUGUAAAGACAUUGUCGGCUGUGUUGCGUUAGUGUUUGAAGAAAGAGCAUGCUGUGUUUCUGAGAGAGCAAUAAUGGGUAACAAAAUCAGCAAUUUUCUGAAGGAGAUAGGCAUGAAAGGCUUACCGGUGGCAAAUGUGGAAAUAGAGGUUGUUCUAAAUCAACUUGAAGCAGUGGCAUCUCAGAGGAUCAAAUUUACCUCUAAUGAAGUAGUUCUGCGUAGCAUCUAUAAUCAUUUGGAAGAUGCGUGUACCGACCCGUUUAAUUCUGAAAAACUUGCCCAGCGAUUGAAGGAUAAGCAAAUAGUUUAUGUAUCGCAUAUCUUUACGUUCCCAAAAAAUAUGACGAAGCAUAUUGAGAAAGACUGCAAGCCUUAUAUUUUUAGACUGGAUGACUCCCCACUCAGACAUUGCUCAAACUUAUGCAAGAGCUUAGGAAUUGUUGAUACCUUUGACCCGAUUGAUUUGGCUUUAAUUGUUCAACAAGUUAAACUAGAUCAAGCCGACACACCUCUGACACCUAUCGAAAUUAAUGCAGUCAUAAACAUUCUGACCUGUUUUGAGAAGAGUAUUACAACUAAAGGGACAGUUAAAAGUGUAAUUGGGGAAAAGGUCAAAGGUAUCUUUGGACCCGAUGACCAGGGCAUAUUACGUGACUGUUCCACAAUGUGCUUCAAUGAUUUCGAUGAAAUAGAAAAGAGUGAUACAAUGAUAUAUGCACAUAAAGAAUUUACACAUCACCUUGCGAGACGACUUGGUGUGAAACCAAAAGCAGUUCAGAAUCUUGAGGAUCAGUCUGAAGACAUAGAGGACUUUUAUCAGGAAGAACCAUUAGUUACUCGUUUGCAGAGACUUGUAGAAGGGUACCCCUGUGACUCCGGAAUAUUUAAAGAGCUUUUGCAAAAUGCAGACGACGCAAAGGCAACUGAAAUUGCCUUCUUAAAGGAUUAUAUAUCGCAUCCUGUCGACAAUAUAGUAGAUUCUGCUUUUGAGCCCUUACAAGGACCAGCCCUUUGUGUAUUUAAUAACAGUUCAUUCUCAAAAAAGGACUUGAAAGGGAUACAGAAACUAGGGAGAGGAAGUAAGUCAGAUGAUCCGUCACAAACAGGUCGUUAUGGUGUUGGCUUUAAUGCGGUUUACAACUUGACGGACGCCCCUUCGUUCUACACAAAAGGUGAUGAAAUAGAAAAUGGAGAAACAAUCUGCUUCUUUGAUCCUCUAGCAAAAUUUAUUCCUAACGUUUCGAGGCAAAGGCCAGGAAAAAGAUACAAAAAUAUCAAAUCGAUAAAGCGUCAUCAUAGUGAUAUGAUGAAUGGGUAUCACGAAAAUUAUUUCUUGUGUGAACAAGGAACUGUAUUCAGAUUCCCACUAAGAACACCGGAAAUGGCAAAAUCUUCAGACAUCAAGCAAGAACCUGUGGGAAUGGAUACUGUUACCAAACUUCUCGAUAAGUUUUGCAGCGAACUCGGAGAAGUUGUUUUGUUUUUAAAGAAUCUUAGAACCGUUCGCGUUUUAACACACAGUUAUCAAGGGUAUGAAGAGGACUUUUCUAUUACUUUAGAUCUGACUGAGAAAGAUGAAUUGAAAAAAGAUGAAAUAACACGUUACAGUAGCGAAUUAUGUAAAAAUAUCGAGCACAAAAAGGAAAGUGUUUUAACGUCUCCGCAGAAAUCGUUCAUUUACGAGCUCUGUGCUACAGAAAGAAUGAAAGGGAAAGACAGUGUCAAACGAUAUAUAAUUGUACAAACGCUUGGUUUCAAAGAAAACAAUAUUCCGCUUAUACUAAGACAGGCAUUACUUGGUGGAAAAAUCGGCCUUUCUCCGCAAGGUGGUGUUGCCUUAUGCACAGGGAGUAUCGACACUGACCCAUCAAAUUACAUUUUUGAAAAUGGUACAGUUUGCAAAGCAUUUUGUUUCCUACCACUUCCUAUCAAAACCGGAUUGCCCGUUCACGUACAUGGAUAUUUUUCGCUUGAUCACGAAUCAAGACGUACAUUAUGGAAAUCUGACACGGCUGAAACUUGCUAUAGAACCUUGUGGAACAAUUCAUUGAUAGAAUUGGUAAUCUCACCAGCUUAUGUUAAGCUUCUUGAAUAUAUUAAGGAAAAAAUGUUUGAAGGCGUCACUGAAUGUCGAAAGCCGUUUUGGGAGGUUUCACGUCUUGUCGCUAAUUAUCAGACACUAUUUCCGUUGGAUUGCAAAAUCAAUGAUUCCUACUGGAAGCAUCUUACGUGUUGCGUGUACAAGGAGCUGAGAGUUGAGAGCAUUUCCUUUCUCCCAUGCCAGAGCACAACGUGGUACUCCAAUAAGAAAACGACUACACUGUCUUGGACUCCUUUCAGAAUUAUUGGUCACACUUACCCAACCUAUCUGAUGCAAGAGUCAUCUAUUGUUGACUCAGAAAGUAAUCAUACAUCUGAUUUUAAUAACAUUCUAAGACGAAUAGGAAUGAAGAUAGCUUUUGUAACAGACGCAAUGAAAACAUCAAUGAACGAUGCAGGGCUUGAAAUAUCAUGUGUAAGUCCAGAAACACUGAUAGAUUUUCUGGGUACUUUUAAUUCAUCAAAUACCGACAAAUGCAAGAUAAAGACCGCCGAAUAUAUAAAACAGUCAGUGUUAAAUUCAGUUCGAGAUGUUGAAAGGAUUUUAGAAUUUUGCUUGAAGAACGCGGAUUACCUCCUCAGAAAUUUGAAUGACAUUCCGUUGAUGGUUACACAGGACAACGUAGUUCAUACUUUGCCAGACACAGGACAGUUCUAUGUUAUACAUGAAAGGUCGGGCAAAUUUAACCGUUUUUUUCCAGCAAAGGAACAUAUGUUCUUAACAGGUAUUGUUGCAAGCUUGUUGUGCCAUAAGUACAAGAAUGUGUUGCACACAAUCCCUUCAUUAAAGCAAUUUGGGCUUCGAGAAUUUGUUUUUCUUGUGCAAGAAACGGGUAUUAUAAGCAAAAGAGACCAUUACUCGACCUGGAAUAAAGAAACCCCACCUGUAUACUGGAUUACAUUAUUUUGGGAGUUGUUUGAGUAUAGUUUUCCUUCUGAUAUCCCUGAAGGAAAACUGGAAUUUGCUAAAGCUCAGAUACAAAUAGUUAGGUCUUUCCCAUUGAUACCUGCACAUGAGGUAUAUGCUGAACAAGCAUAUCUUGUACCACCAUGUGACAUGAAAAGACUCAUGAAUAUUGAAAGUUUCGACACGUACCCUCACCUUCAGAAAAUAUUUUUGAUAUUGAAUAUACCUCAGAUAGAUAAAACAGUUUUUAGUCGAAACCGGGAAGGAACGUCGGAAAUGUUGGCAUGUUUGAUGGAACUCAUUCCGAACUGUAAGCAACCAAACGAUGUUAUAGAGUGUCUACAUAUAAAUAUUCAAAACCUCUACAGUUCCUGCAUUAGCAAUAGUCAAGCCAGAUCUAUUCUUGAAUACUUCAAUCUAACUCACAGACGUUUAAACGCAACUGACAAAUUGCGAGAUCUGCCUCUUUUCGAGACCCAUUUUGGUAAGAUAGUUGCGCUUUCCAAAUACACGGAAAAGAUAUUCGUAGAAUAUAAUAUACCAAAAGACGGCUUAGACAAAAUAACUGCCGGAAUGCCAGAUGUUAUACUACUUAAGGAUACGGGGCUGCUGCAGUUAUUUGAAUGCUUGGGAAUAGAGACUUGUUCAUGGACCAAAGUUUAUGAAAGGUAUAUCAUACCAAAUCAAGAACAUCUCCAGAGAGAGGAAUUUUACAAACAUAUAGAAUUUUUAAGUCAGCAUGUAUCGUCAAUAGAAUUCUCUGAUUCUCGCCUCGCAGCUUUGCUGCAGAAAACUGCAUUCAUUGAAACGUUAGAUGGAAGGAGAGUAAAAGUAAGUGAGCUAUUUGAUCCUUCUCAUUCCGUUUUCAAAAUAAUGUGUGAAAAGUUUGAACUUGUGCCGGGGCGUUUUAGAGUAGACAAUGUGUUGAAAUUCCUUAGGCUGAUAGGCUUACAGACACAAAUGACCACGCAACUAUUUAUAAAGUUUGCCAGAAAAAUUGAAAAAAGUGGAAAUAACAUGGAUACCCCAUCUGGAGAGGUUUCUAGACAGUCAAAAAUAUUGAUAUCUCAUCUCUUUCAUAUGAAAGAAGCUUUCUUUGACCAGGAAAUACUUGAUGAACUUGCAGGAAUCAAUUUCAUAACUCCGUUUGUUGUAGAUGAAAACAUGUCUGCUAUUCACCCACCGUUUAACAGCAACAGGCUUAUGUGUUUUGAAGGUGCUGUUUUGAAAUCAUCUCAGCAUAUAUCAUGGACGAUAGCGAGUAUACUACCUGAUGAGGCAGAUCCAACUAAGAAGAAAUUUGCUGAUACAAUUAUUGAUAAGUUGCACAUUAGUAAGGCUCCUAGUGUUAAGAAACUUAUUCAACACUGUACAAACAUUGGUAAAAGUUUGGAUGAAAAAUCGGACCAUACAACAUCACUUUGCCAUUCAACUGUGAAAGCCGUUAUGACAUCCAUUUAUCAAGCUUUAGAUGAACACCGCCAAACUGGUAUCCUGACGAAAGAUUGCGUAAGAGCCUUUGAAAUGGUUCCGAUUAUAUAUUCGUCAGAAUUAAAAAACAUACUCAAGGCGAAAAGAGUUGUCAAUUCUUGUAAAGAUGAAGAAGAAAUACCACCAUAUUUGAAUAAAUGCCCGAGUGAUUUUGCUCAGUACCACAAUUUGUUUUUAUUCCUAGGUGCUGAAAAGGAACCGACAGCUUGUGUCUUUGCUGACGUUUUAAAUAACAUUAAAAACAACUGUGGUGCUUCCACUAGACUGUUGCCAAAGGAGAGCUCUGAUGUGAAGAAAGCAAUGCUAUUCUUGUUUCAAUACCUUAUUCAGCAGAGCGAAGAAUUACAUUUAAAAGACAAUGAUCUAUUUCUUGUAAGUAAAGAUGAGACUCUUGAGGCUGCACAGAUGCUUAUCUUUGGAAACAAUAAAUAUUACGAAAGACAGCUGAUAGAAAAUUCCAUCAGACACGUGAAACUACUCCAUCCAAUCGAGAAACUUCCUGGGUGCAAACUGAAAGUAGAAGACUGUGUGGAUAGUCUUCAACGUCUUCCACCCAAAUGUAGGCCUCACUUGUUAACGGAUUUAGUCAGGGAACGAGUUAUUCUUAGCAAUAUUGCAAAUAAAGACGCAAAAUGUGCGAACGAAAUCGAAACAUUUAUUCACAGUCGCCAUUUCUGCAAAGGAUUUCUUCGGUUGAUUCGACAUGUAUACAGGUCAAACAACAAAACCUGGAAUGACAACGAAGAGAGGAGAUUGGCUACACUAGUAGAGAACGUCAGUUUCCAACACGCAUCUGGAAUAGAAACAACUUUGUCAUUGGCUUGUAUAACAGACGGUGAAGUAGGCGAUGAAAUAUUGAUUGGAAACACGAAAGAAGCGAAAUCUGUCCAUUUGGAGAUAAAUGGAAACAAGGUUUGUAUUUACUUUGACACAUCGGAUCAAAAAUGGUGUUCAAACCUAACCAAACAGUUAACUGUCUAUCUAAAUAGUCAAGUAAGCAAAUGCUUAAAAGAUGAAACAUUGAUGAUACUGAUGGAUAUGAUCGGAAUGAAGGAAUUACUGACAAGUAUAAAUGAUUUUCUAAGCAGAGAGAAAAUUGAAGAAUACGAGAUAUCAAUCGAAAUAAACGAGGGUUUGACAUAUCCAGUACCAGGGACAUUUGUUCCAAAAUGCUUACAUGACUACUUGGAUAAUGACUAUGGUGUCAUUUACGAAUAUGAAUACAAGUUCAUUGCGUUCGAAGUGGAAGAUCCAGCAUUUACAGAUUCAGAUGAGGACAUAGAUGAAGUAGAUAGAGAUAUUGACCCUACUUAUAUUUUCAUUCAUAUAAUCAGAAAAUUGGAGCAAACUACCGAAUUACCUUUGUUUCAAGAGUAUGAAAUAAAUGACGGAACAGAAAACCCACGAACAGUUAAAGCAUAUCAACUUUAUAAAUUUGUUCGAAAGAAGGUAUCGAACAGCACCAAAGAUAGAGAAAUAGCGGUUUAUGAAAGACAUUUCAAUGGUGGUAAGGAUGGAUCUUCAUCUAAAGGCACCCUAUCUUUCAAAGAGGCAAGGAGAGAAAUAAGAAAGUAUCUUCGUGAAGCAUGGACAAAACCAGAAAUGGAAAGACGAAAAAUUGUGAAAAGAUUACUUUUGAAGUGGCAUCCUGAUAAAAACCCAAACAAUGUUGAAAUUUGUACAAAAGUUUUUCAGUACAUACAGCAAUGUCUUUUUCGUCUCGAAAAGGGUCAGGAUUUGAUAGAUGAUGACGAAAAUGAUACAGACAGUAGUUCCACUGACGGAAGCCAAUAUAGCCAGAACUGGUCAACGUCAUGGCAAGGGCGGUUUUGGAGACGACAUAACAGAAGGAGGCGAAACAAAAGAUGGUCAAAUAAACCCUUUGAAGAUUUCGAUGACUGGUGGUCCUUUAAAAGAACUCAAAAUACCGAAGAGGACGAACCCUAUCAUUGGUAUUCAGAGGCUCGCCGCUGGAUGAGACAAGCAGAAUCAGAUAUUCAAAACGCUGAAGCUUCUAUGCAAGACUUACGGAACCAUUCCUUUAACUGGACUUGCUAUAAAGCACACCAGGGCGCCGAAAAAUCUCUGAAGGCUGCAUGGUAUGCAGAAAAUGCGAACAAAAUACAGAGAGUGAAAUACAGUCACAAUCUGACCAGUAUUGCGUCAGGAUUACACUCGGAUAUCGCUGAAAUGGCAAGUAGAUUAUCCUCUGAAGCCGGUGAUCAUUCCCGAAUGAGAUACCCGGACAUGUUUAGUGGACAGCAGAUACCAGCAGACGCAUACACAAGAGAAAACGCUGUGAACGUUAUACGAAUUGCAAAGGAAAUAAUCAGUGCCGUGUACAGUAAGCAUAUCAAAUGAUGAGUGUUUAUGUUGCUUCAUACAUCAAACUGCCUGGCGGAAGGUCGGUGUUAAUACACAGGUCUCCAAUCUUCUCUACAAUGAUGCCCGCAUUGACUUAGUUGAGGAUGAGUUGCUAUAUAUCAGUAGCGGCGUUGUUUUGACACCGAAUUUCCACGUUCAUGUAUACUUUGGUAGUUUAAUUAGAUAUCGGUGCAGGACUUACGUUCAUCUCCAACAUAAUAUAGUUCUGAAAAGUUAUCUUUAUGAGCCAUACUUCAGAUACGUGUAAAGUUUAGUUUACAGAUUACUAUUGAAAAACCAUACUGCUGAGAAACCAUAUUGUCAUAUGUAAAUAUUUUCAGAUUUGUUCGUAAAAUUGUCAAACAUAUGUACAUAAAAUGUAUUGCAGUGAAAAUACUGUAGUCUUUACUCUAGUUUUGGAUAAAAAGAACGUAUAUUAAACCUUGGUAUGAAUUAUUUUUGCAUGUUUCGGCCUAUUAAAAUUUGUUUUAUGUAUGUAUUUUUAAAAAAGUUAUUUCUAAAUCAUUUAAGUUGCGUUAUUGAAAUUAAUGUUCAUGUUUUAUGCAUAAAUUUUAUGAUACAAUUUGAAAGCGUCUUUUGGGACACACGUUCCUUCUUUUUAAGACACUUUGUCAACACUGUGAAAACGUAGUUUCGCUCAUGCGGAAAAUUAAUUACACACUUUGAUUCCAUUUUGCUUCGUAUCUACUUCUGUUUUGCACUGCAUAACGAUACCUUAAAUGAAUAUCCAGGCAUUUUUAGUUAAAGAGAUUAAUGUUUUAUUUAUGCUACUGUACUCAAUCAAUGAAAGGAAAGAGAAAAUAUGGUGUUAUCGAAUUAGUUUAAGAUAAUUUUAUGUAUAAAUAUUUCAUACUUAACAACUACGAACAUAUGGUAAUGUUGCACACGUGUUAGCAGAUUUUUUUAAAGUUGAAAGGAAAACUGUGGUAACUAAUAUUAAAUAAAGAAGGUGUUGUAGAGUCCGUUCAUCACUCGAUUUGCUUAAGCCUAGUUUAUGAUUUAGUAGAUUUUUAUAUACUAGUACAUAUUCCAAUUUCAUAUAGCAAUACGUUCGUCUCUAGUGUAGGUUAAUAACGUAUGUGUUGUUAUACUUUUCAAAAUCUGUAUUUAUAUAUGCUCGUCACUUGUAUAUGGUUAUGCUGCACAUGCUGAUGAAUUUCUGUAACUAUGUAUUCCAUUUUCAAAUUCAAAUAUGCUCUUUUUCUUGUAUAUUCUGUUGUUAAGAGUAUUGAUAGAUUUUUUACUUGAUGAAUUUCAUUAACAUUUUCACAGUUACAUCUGCUCAUCUCUAGUGUAACGUAUUUGUCGCAAAUAUUGAUAGCUGUUUUCUAUAUGUACUUUUUCCAUUUUCUUUUAGGUAUAAGCUCAUCUCUUGUAUAUAGUAUGUGUUGCAGCAGUGUUAAUAGAUUUGUAAAAACAUAUAUAUUGAAUUCUAAUAUUUAUGAUUGUGUCUCUAGUACAUAGUUAUGUUGUACGUGUUUUUUAUAUUUUUUUGAAAUGUAUUUUCCAUUUUUGUAUUUAGAUAUGCUUGCCUUCAGUAUUUCUACAGUUUUGAUAAGCUGUGAGACUGUUUAAUUCCGACACCUUUUGCAGAUCGCUGAAAUGAAAGCAGCUAUAUAGUACAGUAUUGUAUAUACAUGUAGUUUAGUUAUUUACAUUAUGAGAUAGGUUGUUUGACUGAUAUUAUGUAUAGUCUAGUUGCUUAUAUUGUGAGAUAAUUUGUUUGACUGAUAUUGUAUAUUGCCGAGUUGCAUAUAUUGUUAGAUACUUUGUCUGACUGAUAUUGUAUAUUGUCGAGUUGCGUAUAUUGUUAGAUAGUUUGUUUGGCUGAUACUGUAUAUUGUCGAGUUGUGUAUAUUGUUACGUAGUUGUAUAUAGACGAGUGUGUAUAUUGAUAGGUAGCUUAUGUGAGUGAUAUUGUAUAUUGUCUAAUUGCGUAUUUUGCUAGGUAGUUUUUUGACUGUCAUUGUAUAAAGUCUAGUUGCGUAUUUUGUUAGGUAGCUUAUUUGACUGACAUUGUAUAUUAUCUAGUUGCGUAUAUUGUUAGUUAGUUUGUUUAACUGACAUUGUAUAUAGUCGAGUUGCGUAUAUUGUUUAAGUAGUUUAAUUGACUGACAUUGUAUAAAGUCGAGUUGCGUAUAUUGUAAGGAAGCUUAUUUGAUAGACGUUAUAUAUUAUGUAAUUGCGUAUAUUGUUAGGUAGUUUGUUUGACUGAUAUUGUAUGUAGUCGAGUUGCGCAUAUUGUUAUGUAGUUUGUUCGACAGCUUUUAUAUAUAGUCGAGAGCGUAUAUUGUAAGGUAGUUUGUUUUACUGAUAUUGUAUGUAGUCGAGUUGCGUAUAUUGUUAGACAGUUUGUUCGACUGAUAUUAUAUAUAGUCGAAAGCGUAUAUUGUUAGACAGAUUGUUCGACUGAUAUUGUAUAUAGUCAAGUUGCGUAUAUUGUUAUGUAGUUGGUUUGACUGAAAAAGGUGUAUAGCUGGGUGCAUAUAUUGUUAGGUAGUUUGUUUGACUGCUAUUGUAUAUAGUCGAGUUGCGCAUAUUGUUAGGUAGUUUGUUCGACUGAUAUUAUAUAUAGUCGAGAGCGUAUACUGUUGGGUAGUUUGUUCGACUGAUACUGUAUAUAGUCGAGUUCGUAUAUUGUUAGGUAGUUUGUUCGACUGAUAUUUUAUAUAUCCGGACGCGUAUAUUGUUAGGUAGUCUGUUCGACUGAUAUUUUAUAUAUCCGGACGCGUAUAUGUUAGGUAGUUUAUCUGACUGAUAUUGUGUAUAGUCAAGUUGCGUAUAUUGUUAGGUAGUUUGUUCGACUGAUAUUGUAUAUAAUCAAGUUGCGUAUAUUGUUAGGUAGUUUGUUUGACUGAUAUUGUAUAUAGUGGAGUUGUGUAUAUUGUUGGGUAGUUUCUUUGACUUAUAUUUUAUAUAGACAUGUUAUGUAUAUUGAUAGGUAGUUUGUUUGACUGAUACUGUAUAUAGCCGGAUGCCUUUAUUGUUAGACAGUUGCGUAUAUCAAUAGAGUGUUUGUUUGACUUACAUUGAAUAUAGCCUAUAUGCGUUUAUAGUUAGGUCUUUUGUUUGGCUGAUAUUGUAUAUAGUUUACUUGCGUUUAUAGUUAGGUCUUUUGUUUGACUGAUAUUGUAUAUAGUGGAGUUGUGUAUAUUGUUGGGUAGUUUCUUUGACUUAUAUUUUAUAUAGACAUGUUAUGUAUAUUGAUAGGUAGUUUGUUUGACUGAUACUGUAUAUAGCCGGAUGCCUUUAUUGUUAGACAGUUGCUUAUAUCAAUAGAGUGUUUGUUUGACUGACAUUGAAUAUAGCCUAUAUGCGUUUAUAGUUAGGUCUUUUGUUUGGCUGAUAUUGUAUAUAGUUUACUUGCGUUUAUAGUUAGGUCUUUUGUUUGACUGAUAUUGUAUAUAGUCGAGUUGCGUAUACCAUUAUGUAGUUUGUUCAAAUGAUGUUUAUAUAGUCGAGUGCGUAUAUUGUUAGAUAGUUUGUUCGACUGCUUUUGUAUAUAGUCCAGUUGCGUAUAUUGUUAUGUAAUUUGUUCAAAUGGUGUUUAUGUCGCCGAGUAUUAAUAUUGUAGGGUAGUUUGUUCGACCGAUAUUGUAUAUAGUCAAGUUCGUAUAUUGUUAGGUAGUUUGUUCGACUGAUAUUGUAUAUAGUCAAGUUCGUAUAUUGUUAGGUAGUUUGUUCGACUGAUAUUCUAUAUAAUCAGAUUCGUAUAUUGUUAGGUAGUUUGUUCGACUAAUACUGUAAAUAGUCGAGGGCGUAUAUUUAAGAAAUAAUUUAUAGCAAAAGAGUGUUUUAACACUUAUUUAUGCACGAUGGGCGGUUAUACGUCGGGCGUAAUAAUUUCACGAGGGCGGAGCCCGAGUGAAAUUAUUUGUACGACGUGUUACCGCCCGAGUGUAUAAAUAGUGUUAAAAUACGGUUUUGGUAUAAAUUUUUUCGAUUCUAAUAUGCCCUUAAUCUAAAACAGUAGAUAAAAUAUAGUAGCGCUCUUUCUUAGUCGCAACAAAAACAAUGACGUCACCGCACGUUAACGUGACGUCAUUCUAGCGUAUGAGUGUUUUAACAGAGGAAAGCAUAUUAGAAUGUUGUAGGGAUAAUACAUGUUUUUGUGUAUUAACAUCUGCAGAAGCCCGUGGGAUUGUUUGUGACCGAGACCAAUACACAAAACAAACGUGUAUUGUCGCUAUUCUUGCAUAAAAAACAUUUCACGACGACUAAAUGUAUUGUUUUCAUACGUGAUGACUUUACGAUUCCGGUACAUUUUCUAAUUACCAUUCUGGUUGUUCUUGGAAACGGUAAACAUGUUUUAAAUAUCCGUAUCCAGAGCCCAGAAAUAAACAACACCAUCAGAAGAACAUCCUGAAGGUUUUUUAACGAUUUUUUUAAUCUCUAGUUAUUACAAACAUGAAAUUACCAAAAAUUGUUCAUGUAACUUAACAAUUUGAUGAACAGGAGCACAAUUUCAAGAAGAAUAACUUUACAUUCGAGUUAAACUGUACGGACACAUUUGGAGUACGGAUGAGUACGAACGUAGUGUCAAGGUUUCAAAUUGUUUAUAUAAAUUCUUCUAGAAAUUAGAUAAAAAUAUACCGAUUGAUACUUACCAAAAUCAUAAAUAUUGUUCCUAAAAACAAACAAUCGUUCUAGUUACGUGCGAUUCUUAAACAUUCACAGUUACCUACAAAAACUGAAACGACGCCGAGUUCUAAAAGGGGAGUAAACAAGGGAAGAAGCGAGUACGAACAUUGUUGGGGGCAGCGCAUUUGGCGUUGGUAACUGAUACAGCAAAACAUUCUGUGGUUUAGAUUGCAUAUUUUAUGUUACAAGAAGAGGUUUUUAUGAAAGGAACAAGACGCAGAUACCAGAUGUCAGUCUGCGCAGAAAUACAUUUACGACCCUGGGAAAGCAUUUCAAAAAUAAAAAUCGGGUAUUAACAGCACGUGAAUUGCCUUGUUUGCACACGAUUUUUCUCCCGUUAAUACAUGGGCGGAUCCAGUGAAAAAAGUAGUUUUUAUGCAAGAAUAGUAGUUUGUUCGACUGAUAUUGUAUAUAGCCGGGUGCGUAUAUUGUUAGGUAGUUUGUUUGACCGAUAUAAUAUAUAGCCGGAGUUGCGUAUAUCAGUAGAGUGUUUGUUUGACUGAUAUUGUAUAUAGUCUUGUUGCGUAUAUUCUCAGCUAGCUUGUUUAAAUGCUGGUUGCAUACUUUGUUAGAUAAUUUGUUUGAUUGACACUGUAUAUAAUUUCAUUUUGCUGAAAUUUCCUUUUUCCCGAGCAUGUAUUAAAUUUGGUACGUGUUCUUUAAUUGUAUGUGCUUACAGUUUUGGACACAAUUAAAUUUUAAUGUAGACGAAUUACGCAGUGAGACACCAGUGAGUAUCAGGAUUUCCUGUUCUUUAUUUGUUUCGUAGCGAUUUUUGAGUUUGUUUUGUGAAGAUAAAGCUUUUUUAAAGUUGGAAAAUGUCGUUCAUUUUGAAGCAUUUUUAAGGUCUUGUCUUAUCGUGAACAUUUAAAUAUGCAAAACAUUUUUUACUGUUUUAAAAAUUGAAUUAAAGUUAUGUUUAAAAUAAGAGUUGUGUAUAUUUGGCCUCCUUGGCCGAGUGGUUAAGAUUGCUGACCAGCUCACCGCUGCGGGCUCGAAACUGCGCUUUAGGGGUAGACUUUUUAUGUCAGAAAGCUUAAAUUUGAUGAACAUUUCUAGAACGUUUUAUAAUGUAUAUUGUUAGGCUCAUUUCUGGUUAAUUACUGAAGUUUACGUUGGCCAACAGUUGUCGAACUUUGUCUGAUGGUUGCAUUUUGUACUGGUUCUGUGGUCAGUUUGUCGGUGGUCAAAGUCACAGUGACACCGAGACUGAAAACAGUUUGUGAUCAAUAACCAGAGAACACUUGUUCAUACUAAUUAAUGAAUCAGUGUGUCAAAGGUCAAUGUCACAAUGACUUCGAGACAAAACGCUUUGCGAUCAAUAACUAGAGAACUCACCAUUAGGAAAGUAUCCUAUCGUUAGUUGAUGACGCACUGUUUGAAGGUUCCAUAAGCCAAACAUUAAGUUCACAGCAUAUUUGAGACUGAAUAUUUCACACCCAGUUGCCUGAUGUCACCUUUUAACAAAUGUCAUGGGAACAUGUAAUGCAAUCUUAUUCACUUAGCAGGGUACUACAACUUUAUGUACAUAAAAGACUUGAUAAUUUUGACAUGCGUUAAUGCAUCUUAGUACUAUUUUCAGGAACAUAUGCAUGUAUACAAACAGUAUUUAGAUACAUGUAUGUUGUUUCAAAUAGUUUAUGGAUUGCUAAGCUGUUUGUUCUUAUUUAUAUUUAUGUGUUAUAUCUUAUGUUUUUCUGUGGUUAACUGUAAUAAAACAAUGGAUUAUAGUUCGAUAAAUUCACUAAUUCAAACGGUGAAUUUAACAAAUACAUGUAUAACUUCAGUGUUACAGCUGUACACUUGAAUGUGGAACAAAAUGUAGAUUGUAGACUGUGAUUGUAGAUGCUGUGAAAUUCUUAUACCUUCUAUAUGUGAUGUCUAAUCGUGUAAAUGGGGUAUCCAUGGGUUUCCAAAUUACUCAUGGGUUCAUUUUUAACUGAACUACCAUUAAAAUGCAUGAAAUAAAAGAUGCGGGUUGAAAAAUCAAAAUUUAUUUCUUUUUAUAGACACAGUACAUGAUAUUUUUUCAAAUACAUGAAAAUAUUGCGCUAGGCUUUCUCUUGAAAAAUAUAGUUUGAUCUUCCCCGGGAUCUUCCCCGGAGUUUUUCUUUUAGAAAUAUACACUCGUUCUGUUCUAGUGUAUUUUUAUCACACAAAAAAAGAUAAUAAUAGAUGAAUAAUAUUUUUGGUAUAAUGCUAUUGUAAUGUUUAAAAUGUUAAUUUGUCUUUGUUUAAGUUACAAUAUUUUACCGCACUUUUUGUGAAGUCAUAACUCGGGAGUUAUAUUGCAGUUGUUAUAAUAUUAAAAGAGGAAAGUACAAAACAUCAUCAGAUAGUUUAAAACGGAUUGAAAUGUUGGAAAUAUCAAAAAUCAUAAAUCAGAAUUAUCUAAGCUGAUUUAUGUUAGUAAAAUAUUACCACAGCUAAAUUCUUACAUCAAUUUUUACUGAGUGACUUCCGCAGUAGAUAUGUUUAAACAUAUUUUCAGACUACACAAAUGUUUUCACGUGUUAGUGCCUAUUUUGGAUGCAAGGAAUGUUUAUUUUUACAUCUGAGUUAUUCUAUGGCCGACAACCUAAGAUUACUGUGCUGGUGAUUGUAUUGUACAGGUCAUACGUCGUAGUGCAAAGACAAAAGUGGUGUCUAAAUCGUUUUAGUAUUAUAUUAUUGCUGCAUAUAUGUUACUAAGACGUUUGUAGUUAAACAGUACAAUGUUUAUUACAAUACGUAAAUUUUAGUUAAAAUGUAUCAUUUAUGUUUCAUACUUGUAGCAUAAAUUGAUGCAUACAAUUUAUAUUUCGUCUAUGAAACUGCAUGUUAUGCGCAUGCAUUUUGUCGAUGGUAUUUGUUAAGAUCAAAUAGAAUUAUGCAGAAUUAAAAACAAAAACAAAUUGAAA